AUGUUUAGUCUAUAUAAAAUACAUUUAAAAGGUGAAGAUCAUGUGAAACUUACAACGGAUAAAGGGGCAGAAGAACCAACAUCGUCAACACAAUCAACAAAACAAGCAGUACCUACAAGUGAACAAGCAGUACCAAAAGAAACACAAGAAACAAAAGGAUCAGAUAAAGCCAAUAGUCAAGCACACCAAAAGCACCACAAUCAGAAAAUUCAGACAAAACAACAACAAAAAGAUCAUAACCCAUCAUCACAAGGAGAAGAAAUUCAAAAACAAGACAAAAAACAAUCAGAAACACAAACACCAUCAACUCAAGGAGGAAAUCAACAAAAAGAAGAGUCAGAAAAAACACAAGAAAAUGGUGAUAAUAAAAAUAAUGAAAUACCAAAAACACAAGAUGAUGCAAAAGACAAACAAGAAAAGAAAGAUAAUGAUUCUCAACAAAAGAAUAACAAUAAUCAACAAACAAACAACAACCCAGAAGAUGAAAAAACUCAUGAACCAAACAAAAAUGAAAAUAAAGAAUCAGAUACUAAACAAUCAAACAACGAUGAAAGUGAAACAGAUAAUAGCACAGAUAAUGACAUAAAUAAUCAAAAGAAUAUUGAUGGUACAUCAUGUGUAUUUGUUAUUCUUUCUAUUCUUAUCAUAUUUUUAUUAAUUUAA
Messenger RNA from Entamoeba histolytica HM-1:IMSS, 663 nucleotides. Its product is annotated as surface antigen ariel1, putative. The record is from RefSeq and is a predicted model, not a curated record. NCBI's taxonomy places the organism in Eukaryota, Evosea, Mastigamoebida, Endamoebidae. The transcript has 2 exons. The coding region runs from base 1 to 663 and encodes 220 amino acids.